UACAACGAGUUAGCUUUGUUACAAUAUUCGAAUAUCGGUGGAAAUGUCUGCUUGAUAAGUAUAUUAAUGAGAAUGUAAUUAAUUACUUGCGACGGCUUUAUGCCAGUAAGGAGUCAUGGGCAAAAGCCUUUGUGCUUAAAUUAUUUACAGCUGGAAUGUCAUCUACUUCACGGGUUGAAAGCUAUAAUGCAAAGAAGACAAAAAAAACAGAAUACGCUUUAUUUCGUGCGUCAGUUCCUAAAGCGGCUUUGGUUGCGACAGCUGAUAGUAUUCUUCCAAAUGUUUGUAAAAUGCUAUGCAAGUAUCUAACUGUAGAAAUGCUUAAAAUUCAAGAAGAUCAAAUAAAACAAUCACUUCAAUAUCAUGCGACGAUAGUGGUUCAAGAAGAAUUGCAAAGAUUUCUUAACAUAAAUCUUGAUGAUCCUGCUUUAUUUGGUGAAAAUCUUACUGAUAUUAUUGCUAAGUCAAUGCUUGAUCUCAUCGAUACGAAUAAGAUUGUAGAAAUGUGGGGAGUUCGACGUGUUAUAUCAAAUGAAACACAGCAUUUUGUAAUACUAUUGAAUGAUGGAACACAUUUAUGUUCUUGUCUCGACCAUUGUAAUCGUGGAAUUGUUUGUCGCCAUUUUUUUCAGUCAGUAACAAUGGGCUGGAAUGGUUUAGUUCUUUAUCUUAAUGCUUUAAAUCAAGGUACCGUGUAUGAAAUGAAGGAUAUAAACCGCAAGACAAUAGAUGAACGUAAACUGUAUGGUGAAGCAUGGGGCAAGGCUAGGGCAGCUUUAAUGUUAAUGAAUCCUCAUAAACGUAAGGGUAAGGGUCGGCCCAAAGGAACUAAUAGAAUACGACGUGCUGAUGAGCUACCAAAAAAAGCAAAACGCAAGUUACACUGUAAGAUAUGUGGGGGCACUGGUCAUAAUCAG
Molecule: messenger RNA, 917 nt
Organism: Cetraspora pellucida
Lineage: Eukaryota; Fungi; Glomeromycota; Glomeromycetes; Diversisporales; Gigasporaceae
Source: the annotation of a GenBank genome assembly